Messenger RNA from Racocetra persica, 387 nucleotides. Lineage: Eukaryota; Fungi; Glomeromycota; Glomeromycetes; Diversisporales; Gigasporaceae. The record is from the annotation of a GenBank genome assembly.
AUAUUAGUUUAUUUCGAUCAUGUUUAGAAAUCCAUGGACCAAAAAUUUUUGUUGAUUUGAUUGUAGAGGAUAUACUUACUACUAGUCAAAAAGCCGAACUUGGUGCCUCAUUAAUUACGAUCCCUUUGUGCUACACAUGGAGUGCACAUCUUCAUCCCAACAAUCUCAUUUACAUCUUUUUUUCGGAUGUGCUUGUUCGUGUGCUUGACAAAAAGGUUACCUUGUAUGUACAAGGACAAGCUUUAGGAAUAAUGGCUUUAUUCGUAUUAAUCACUUGGAACAUUCAGUCUAAUGCGUCUACUAAGAUUGGUGGUAAGGGUAUUUAUGAAGCCUUUAUUGAAUAUAUAUUACCAAAAUUUCAAAAUCAAAAAAGUGACAAUGAAAAUG